This is a messenger RNA of Engraulis encrasicolus (European anchovy), 3390 nucleotides long. RefSeq names its product solute carrier family 37 member 4a (gene slc37a4a). The coding region runs from base 43 to 1332 and encodes 429 amino acids. The record is from RefSeq and is a predicted model, not a curated record. Gene Ontology annotation, cellular component: endoplasmic reticulum membrane. Lineage: Eukaryota; Metazoa; Chordata; Actinopteri; Clupeiformes; Engraulidae. The transcript has 8 exons. Gene Ontology annotation, biological process: glucose-6-phosphate transport; phosphate ion transmembrane transport. Gene Ontology annotation, molecular function: glucose 6-phosphate:phosphate antiporter activity.
CAACAUUUUAGUUGGGAUUUGUUUCCCCGAAGAGUUGGAACCAUGGGGGCAAAUGAUUAUGGAUACUACCGGACUAGCAUUUUCAUGGCCAUGUUUGUGGGGUACACCUUGUACUACUUCAACCGCAAGACCUUCUCGUUCGUGAUGCCCUCUCUGAUGCAGGAGAUCACUCUGGACAAAGAUGAUCUAGGCAUGAUCACGAGUAGCCAGUCGCUGGCGUAUGCCAUCAGCAAGUUCAUCAGCGGCGUGCUGUCGGACCAGCUGAGCGCCCGCUUCCUCUUCUCCAUCGGCCUGUGUUCCGUGGGCGCCAUCAACAUCAUCUUCUCCGGCUCCUCCAGCGUGUCCGUCUUCUCCGGACUCUGGUUCCUCAACGGCCUCGGACAGGGCCUCGGGUGGCCUCCAUGCGGGAAGAUCCUGCGCAAGUGGUUCGAGCCGUCCCAGUUCGGCACGUGGUGGGCCAUCCUGUCGUGCAGCAUGAACCUGGCGGGCAGCCUGGGCCCCAUCGUGGCCACGCUGAUGGCGGAGAGCUACAGCUGGCGCACCACCCUCUUCCUCUCCGGCUCGGCCUGCGUGGCCACCUCCGCCUUCUGCCUGCUGCUCAUCAAGAACCAGCCCAGCGACGUCGGCCUGGCCAACAUCGAACCCGGCGCCAAAAAGGGCAAAGGAGAUGCCUCCAGCGAUGACAGCACCCUGAAGGAGUUCCUGCUGACGCCCUACCUGUGGGUGCUGUCUCUGGGCUACCUGGUGGUGUUCGGGGUCAAGACCGCCUGCACCGACUGGGGACAACUCUUCCUCAUCCAGGACAAGGGACAGACGGUGCUCAUGGGCAGUUCCUUCAUGAGUGCGUUGGAGAUCGGGGGGCUGAUUGGCAGCAUUGCAGCUGGGUACCUCUCUGACCGAGCCGUGGCCAAACAAGGCCUGAGCAUUAAUGGAAACCCUCGCCAUGGCCUCCUGCUGUCCAUGAUGGCCGGCAUGUGCGUCUCCAUGUAUCUCUUCCGGGUCACCGUGACCCCUGACAGCUCAUCGGUUUGGAUCCUUUCUCUUGGCGCCAUUUUUGGCUUCUCAGCAUAUGGACCAGUGGCGCUCUUCGGAGUGAUAGCCAAUGAGAGUGCUCCUUCAAACUACUGUGGAACGUCACAUGCCAUCGUUGCACUCAUGGCCAAUGUGGGUGGCUUCCUGUCCGGCCUGCCCUUCAGCACCAUCGCAAAGUAUCAUGGGUGGAACACGGCAUUCUGGGUCGCCGAGAUCACCUGCAUCAUCACCACCGUCUGUUUCUUCCUCCUGCGCAACGUCCGCACCAAGAUGGGCCGCGUCCCCAAGAAGGAGGACUAGGGAGCGGGAGCGGCCGUCAUGGCAGACAUGCGAAUGCCACCACCUUGUUUGUACUUCAGAGACCAGUCACUGUUCACACACACACAUCUGCAUCUCUCCUACAUACGUUACUGGUCUCAAAAGGAAUUCAUGGAUUAGCAUUUCUUUCUCAUUUUUUUACAUGAAUGUCUGUGUCUCAUAGCAUUCUAAGGGCGGGAAAGUAUUACAUUAUUAUUAUCAUCAUUAUUAUUAUUAUUAUUGCUAUUAUUAUUAAGAUUGUAAACGGACACGGUGCUAUGUCGAAAUGGAAGGGAUGCAACUCCACGAUUGUGCCGCAGGAUGACUUAGAGUUCAGAGUCAUGAUAUGAGCCACGAAAUCCUGUCGCCUGGACACGUGUUAAAUCUUAGUUCAGACCUCAUCAUCUCAAGCUUUUAAUAGGAAAUAUUAAAUAGGACACAGAUUCUCCUCAAGGGAGGGAGCAAAUACUUAUUUUAUUAUGUAUAAAGAAAGUAAAAAUCCAUGCAUUGUGCACAAUGAACAUCGGUACGCCUCCUUUUAUCUAUUUUCCUAAAUCCUGCCUGUUUCCCCCUACCCUAGAUUGUUGUGGUAGCUGUCACAGAUAUCGAGAUGCACCUCAGCACCAUUUUGUAGGAACUGCCAGCCACGUUACCUUAGCUUAGCUCACCCCACUGACAACUGUGACUGACAACACAACGCGCGUAUUAUGAGGCCAGCAUCUGAAUUUCAUGCAAUACUUCGGCAUGUCCUUUUCACCUCACUUCACUACUGUUAUUAGAAUGUCAUUAAGAUGCAAUAACAAACACUUUUGGUAGGCUACUGCUGUGCCUUGCCCUGGUAGAAACUGUUUACACGUAUAUGGAUCUUUUUGAAAACGCAUUGGUUUUGGCCUUCCGUUUACAAGUAAACAGAGUUUUCAAAUCCGCAUAUCAAAAAUCCGGCUUUAAAAAUAUCCCAUUUAGGAGGCUAAAAUGUUGCAAUGAAGUUUGAAUUUUUAUCCACAUGGUGCGUUUACACCUAAACUGGAUAACAAAAAAAAUAUCCACAUUUAAAAAUAUCCAGAUACGUAUAAACAGCACCUUAGCCACAGAUCUCCUCCCUCUCUGCCAUUAGGGACGGUGAUGUAGAGCAGUGGUUCCCAACCUAUGGGUCGGGACCCAACCUAUGGGUCGCCAAAGAUUCACGGGGGGUCGCGAAGCCCUCUUGAGUUUAAGGGGUUUCAUUUUAAUACCAUAUGUAGCCCAUGUUGAAUGAAUGACUAAUGCAUAGAAGCAACAAAAUGUAAGUGCUACAUUAAACAUUUCUUCUGUUUUUGAACAAAGACGAAUUGAGGAAUAAAAUGAUGACUAAAAUGAGUUUUCGGAGGAGACAGAGCGUAUCGAGUGACUUCCUCUCAUGCGGGCGCUGGGUCACCAAAGCUUACAAUAGUAAAAACAUGGGUCCCUGAAGAAAAAGGUUGGGAACCACUGAUGUAGACAGUACACACUUGGCAUAUGUUGUAUUAAAAGCCACCUCUGUUGCACCAGCGUUGUAGUUGGACUGACACAGAGACCUUCGUUCGUCCUCAUAGUUCUACCUCCACCCCCUUCAUUCCACUUCAGAUGAAUUAGUGUUCACAAGCAUUUUAAAUAGUUCUGUUUUUUUGAAAACACAAUGAAAGUAAAUUGGUAUUGCACAAUUGCACAUGAAGGCAUGAUGUACUAAAAACUGAACCGCAUUCCCCUUUCACAGGGUUUUUAAUCCUGACACAUUUGUAAUGCUUUUGCAAAUUUGAUGUAUAAUUCACAUUAAUUUUAAUAAUACUGUAACUGAAAAAAAGAUUGUGAAAUGACCGUUUUGUAAAUAAUACUUGAAUAACAUUGCAUACUACUUGACAGAUGCGUUAUUUUUCUUGGGAAUUGCACAAAGCAUGUACCGGUAACACUAUACAUUCCCAUCUCAGUUUCAAUCCUGACAACUUUUGUAACUGUCUUGUUGUGAAUGUGUUGGUUCUUGUUAUUAAUUUAAUGUUGCUGUAAUGAAAGUCUUAUUAAAGCUCAAUGUAAACAAUACCAAAAUGA